Molecule: messenger RNA, 184 nt
Organism: Cetraspora pellucida
Lineage: Eukaryota; Fungi; Glomeromycota; Glomeromycetes; Diversisporales; Gigasporaceae
Source: the annotation of a GenBank genome assembly
UGCUGGUCCAAAAACUUGUUUGGGAAUGAAAAUGGCUCAAUUAGAUCUUAAAACUGUUUUAGCUAUACUUAUUAGAAAUUUUGAAUAUAGACCAGUUGAAGGUUUUAAUGUUGAGGAUAGAGCUACCAUUGUAUCUAAACCUGUUCCUGGUGUUGAUUUAUUUGUUUCAAAAGUAGAUUAUUAA